This is a messenger RNA of Aspergillus heteromorphus CBS 117.55, 483 nucleotides long. RefSeq lists its product as uncharacterized. The record is from RefSeq and is a predicted model, not a curated record. Lineage: Eukaryota; Fungi; Ascomycota; Eurotiomycetes; Eurotiales; Aspergillaceae. The coding region runs from base 136 to 444 and encodes 102 amino acids. The transcript has a single exon.
UAGUGGUAUGUGCUGCGUAUUUAAACAACAAAGGCUAAGUAGGAAGGCACAUCGCAAUGCACAAAUAGGCAAGAGCGACGGGGAGCGAGGACGGCCUGCCUAUUAUGGGGAUGGGCCAACACACUGUUUGACGUCAUGGUGUCGUGGGUUUUUUGCGCCUUCACUACUUUGUUCUGGUCUGAUCGGGGGUGCCUGAGAGAGGAUAGAUACAGGCUGUCAGUCUGGGGAGGGAAGGUUUGUACGACCAUGAGGUCAUCACUGAAGCCAGUGUCGCAUAGGGCAGGAUGCUAUCCUGAAACUCCACCGCCAGCUCAGGAGGUCUGGGCCAAACAAUCCACGGGGAUCGGCAGUACGGGCCAGGACCGGAUGGAUGCGCGGAUCAUCACUAUGAUCAUUGCGCAUCAUGAUAAAAACCAGCAGGCAGGCAGGCAGGCAGGCAGGUAAGCUGUCUCGCUCUGCAUACGAAAGGGGUGGGGACGGAGG